GUCACCGUUCGUGUUAGGCGACGUCGAGCACGUGCUCUGCCACUCCCCUUACAACAAGCUGGUGCAGAAAUCGUUCGCGAGGAUGGCGUUCUCCGACGCGAGACGCCUCAAGGGGACAGGGAAACCCCUGGGGGAGGGGCAGGAGGAGGCGCUGGGGAAGUGGCUCGACGUGCCCGCCGAGGAGACGUACGACGACCGCGAUCUUGAGAAAGCCCUCAAGACGUUUGCCGGGGUGUCCUCGGAGGCUUACCGGAACAAGGUCGAGCCGGGGUGCCGCCUCAGCAAGCAGAUCGGCAACACCUACACCGCCUCGGUGUUCGCCAACAUCGUGUGCCUGGUGUGCGCCCGCGGGGCGGCGCUGGAGGGGGAAACCGCGCUCGUGUUCUCGUACGGUAGCGGCGCCGUGGCCACCAUGUACGAGCUGCACUUCCGAGAGACUACCGCUGCGACAGCGACCGCCGCAGCAGCGGCCACGCCCACCUUCAGCGUCGCCAAGAUAGCGGAAGCGGUGGGCCUGCCGGAGCGACUGGCCGAUCGCGAGCGCUUGCCGCCGGCGGAGCUUGACGCCGCGCUCGCAGCGCGGUCCCACGCCCACGCUCUCGCGUCCUCUUCUUCGCCUUCCGCGGGAGGAGGAGCAGGGGGGGGUAGCUUUGCAUUUGUCCCCGAAUUUCCGUUAGAUAGGCUUUUCCCGGGGGUGUUCUACUUGAAAGGGAUCGGUGGCGAUGGGGUGAGGGGGUACGGUAGGCGGGAUAAGGAGGCGCCGCGGGCGCGGGGCGGGGGGGCUCUCGCUCCGUCCCUUGUUAAAAAGGAGGAGACUUUGGGGGCUGGGGAUAGGGAGGAGGUUGCGACGACGGCGACAAUGGGAAGCAGGACGGAGACGAGCAACAGCGGCGAGGACGACGAGGAGGAAGAGAAGGCGCGACCGGUGGCAAACGGAGCCGUGCUCGCAGAAGCCCCUUCUUCGGACAGCAGCCUCGCGAAUGGGGCCGCCAAAGUUGCUUCUCCGGCGGCGGCGGCGGUGGCGGGCGGUAGCAAGAAGACCGUUCUUGCCGCGGAGGAGGCGGCGGCGGCGGCCACGUCCCCGGCUGCUGGCGGCAAGCUGGGCGCGCUGCUGCUGCCGAGGGUGGUCGUGACCGGCGUGGCGUGCGGGCUCCCCGGGCAGGAGGAGGUAUUCGAGAGGGACAACCUGGCGAGGCUGCUGGCGGGGCAGGGUUGCGUGAAGAGGCUGAGCGCCGGGAGCACCGCGGCCUUGGUGGAGAAGAACGUCGUGCAGGUCAAGAGGCAGCCGGGCGGCCAGCCCCCCCUGCGCAUCCCGAUCUCCAAGCCGAGCCAGACGAUCAAGCUCGCCGCCACGAUGGGCGACCUCGACAUGGCCCUCUAUGGCGUGUCCCCCAGCAUCGCGGCCACCAUGGACAAGGCCGUCAAGGUGGCUGUGGUGGCCGGCCUGGAGGCCCUGAAAGACGCGGGCAUUGUUACUGGGGAGGGGGAGGGGGGCUGGAUGCUCCCGGGGCACAUGCGUGACACCACCGGCGUCAUGUACGCCUCCAGUUUCCCCGCCUUGGAUGCCGCCAUCGGAGAGGUGAUGAGAUUCCUUCGCAGUCGAUGCAUCACCCGGGCUAAGAAGGGACAGCUGGUGGCGGCCCUGAGGGAGAGGCUGUCGGCCGUAUCGCCGAACGGAAAGGUUUCCGACGAGGACGAGGAGGCCCUCAAGGGGCUUGAGAAUGCGAUGCUCACCAAGAGCACGGUCGAUCUUCGCUCCCUCGCAACCGCACGCGAAGAGGAACCCAUCCACUACGAGUUCGACCGCAAGUUCCUCUUCAGAGUUCUGGUCCUGGGCAACGCUCAGCUGGCUCAGAUGGUCGGGGCCCGUGGGCCGAACAUGCAGACGAACGCGGCGUGCGCUGGCUCCACCCUCGCCGUCGCCAUGGCCCAGGACAUGAUCCAGAUCGGGCGGUGCGAGCGCAUGGUGGUGAUCGCGGGCGACGAUGCCUCUGGGGAGGUCCUCCUGCCGUGGAUCGGGAACGGCUUCCGCGCCCUCGGGGCCUCGAGCAUCGCCGCGGACCCCUCCGACGCCGCGUUGCCCUUCGACGCCAGGCGGAACGGGAUGCUACUUGGGGCCGGCGGUAUCGGAAUGGUGUUGGAGACGGAGGGGGCCGCCGCUCGGAGACACUGCGAGGCGGUCGGAAUCCGAGCUUCACAACCUACGCCGCCGCCGUCCACCAACGGGGUGAUGAAGGCGAGGUUGCUUGAGACCCAGAUCUCCAACUCGGCCUACCACGGGGCCUCCAUGGACAAGCACCACAUCGCCAUCGAGCUAGAGCGGUUCCUCGUGGCCAUGGAGCGGAACUGGGGCAUCAGCCGGGAUGCAAUAGCCGAGUCGGGGGUGUACUUCUCCCACGAGACCUGCACACACGCUACCCCCACCGCCUCCUGCGCCUUCAACGAGGUGUGGGCCUUGCGGCAGUGCUUCGGGGAGGAGCUGCUCUCUCGACUCGUCAUCAUCAACACCAAGGGGUUCACCGGUCAUCCUAUGGGCGUCUCCUUCGAGGACGUGGCAGCAGUGGAGGUCCUUCAUCGCGGUAUCAUCCCGCCGACAGCCAACAACCCUGCGGUCGAUCCCUCGUUGGGGAAGCUUCGGCUAAGUCAAGGGGGAGCCUAUGCCGCCAAGUACGCGAUGCGGUUCGCGGCCGGCUUCGGUAGCCAGGUGGCGUUCGCGCUGUACGCCGCCGUCGAUUCCGUUGACGUCGUCGCGCAGAGCUGAUGCGUUCGCCCGACCCCCUCCAAGAAGCAGGUCAAAUUCAAGAGGGGUUCCGGCGCUUUUGGUCUCGCUCUAGCUAAUUCGGGAAGGUGCACACAGGAAUUUAUUUUAUUGCGUACCUUAGCUGUUUGUGGACGAAGGGUGUGAGACCUGUAACAGGUGUUGCUUUGUUGGUGUCCUUGACUGACGCUCUGGUUGGUCUCUAGGUUUGGCGCCGCCACUGGCCUUGUGCCAGCACCGCGGUAUGUAUGCGCCACAUCAUGCGGUGGUGACUCGAGGAGACGGGGUAGUUCACCUGACGAUUUCAGGAGCACGGGGGUGACGUUCACCAUUCCACUUUUGUACAAGACGCGUGUCAUCGAGAGCACGAACUGACCACGUGCCGCAGGUCUGCCCUUUCCGUUUAAUGAAGUGGUUCGAACGAGAAAUGUUGCCGGUGGCAAGCCAGGGUCGGAAUCAGAGAGCGAGCGGAGAGUUGGCCCCUCUGACCAUCCCUACAGUACGUACCAAGACUUUCCAUCGGUGCCUCCUCGGUUGGUAUUCCACAGGACGAGCAGCAGCUGGUUGGUUCCGCAUGGGAAUGCCCUG
Molecule: messenger RNA, 3346 nt
Organism: Ectocarpus sp. CCAP 1310/34
Lineage: Eukaryota; Phaeophyceae; Ectocarpales; Ectocarpaceae
Source: the annotation of a GenBank genome assembly